AUGAUGCUCGUUUCCGUCCUCGGCACGGUCUUGGCCGCCUCGGCCGCCGUCGUCCCCGUCGCAGCCGUCCCGUGCAGCAAAUCCUCCGGCGCCCCCUCUCACGCGUCCUCGGCUGUUGCAUCCGAAUCCCAGCGUCAGUCGCCGCCUCCGCCCUCGGCCGUUGCAGUCGAGCGUCCUCAGGGGCCGGCCCCCAACAAGAACGUGCCCGCCGUCAGCACCCUGGUCCGACCUGCCGGCGCUGACGGGCAAUCUGUCCCGUCCCAGCGCCCCAAGUGCACCAAGAAGCCCGCCGGUGUCGAAACAACCCAGAAGUCACCCGCCGCCGGACCUCAGGACAACCCCAAGGAGCUCGGGCGACCCGAGGUCAAGGGGGGAGUCGACGGCAACGAAGCCGGCGCUUUGCCGUGUACCAAGUGCGCCAACAAGUCUGGCGGUGCCGGGGGCCGACCCGCUCCCGAGAAUGCCUUGGCUUCGGACCGCGCCGGAGAGGCCGGUGCCUCUAAGCCGUGCCCCAAGUGCGCCGCCAGGAUUGGUAGUGCCGGACCCGGACAGGAUGGCGCCACGGGCCCGGCCCCUCUCAGUCAGGGCGACUCUCCUGCUUCCAAGCCACCCUGCCCCAAGAAGACUACCAGUGGCACAACGGAGGCGCCCAAGCCUGUCCCCGAGCCUCCGGCGGUGCAGAAGCCGGGAGCCGGCCCCGGCCAGGGCGUUCCCAGCAAGAAGCCCUGCCCUAAAGGCGCCACCACGACUGCUGGUGCCGGACCCGGAUCUAAGGGUGACAUAGCCCCUAUCUCUGGCGGCGACAAGCCUGGUCCUAAGCAGGCUGGGCAGCCUGAUGUCGCUAAGCCGUGCACCAAGUGCGACAAGACUGCUGGUGCGGACCGGCCUGAGCCGCCCGUACGGGGCGGCUCCCCUGCUUCCAAGCCACCCUGCCCCAAGAAGACUGGCAGCGGCGCAACGGAGGCGCCCAAGCCUGUCCCCGAGCCUCCGGCGGUGCAGAAGCCGGGCGCCGGCCCCGGCCAGGGCGGUCCCAAAAAGAAGCCCUGCUCCACCGACAAGCCGCAGCAGCCAAAGCCGGUCGGUGGCGGCCUCCCCUCGCCCGCCAGUGACCAGGGGUCUCCCAUUUCCACCAGCCCUGUCGAAAAGAAUGACCCUCCCAAGAAGGCAGAUGACGUUGACACCGCCUCGGGGCCCGACCCUCUUAAGUAUCGCCUCGGUGACGACACUGAACCGUCGAGUAGCCCGAAGAAGACGGGCGGCGACGCUGCGCCCAGUCAGCCUGGCGCCCCUGCCCCGUCGGCUUCUUCCAACCCGACCGCCGGAACAAAGGGGACCUUGGGCAGCGAAGUACCCGACAAGCCGGGAUCGGUCAGCGUCACCCCCCAUGAGCAAUACUCGUCGUCAGAAGGCGUCCUGGGCUGCAUGAUCAACAUCAACCGCGUCGCCUACUGGCCCUUCACUCCUGGGUGUAAUGACAUCUGCAUCAAGGUCACGAGCAGCACGACGGGCAAGAGCCUUCAUCUUCUCAGGAUAGACAAGUCCGGAGGUGCCCGUGACAUUUCAUACCAGGCCUGGAACGAGCUCACCGGCAAGGCCGCGGGAGGAGGAGAGCCCAUGACCUGGGAGUGGGCCGACAUGACGGCGUGUGGUGACUUACUCCACAACGGAAAGAUGCCCUUUAUCUUCGAUGCCGGCAUCCAUCACCCAGAGCGGUGUCUCGCCAAGGAAAAGGAAGACAACAGCCCGAACUGGAUAAGCCAAAACUACGAGCUGUUCAACUAUAAGGAUGCCAGGUGCGAUAAUGGCCCUGGCAAGCCGUGCACGUAUAACUUCGAGACAAAGCAGUUGGAUUGCCCCAAGGAAGCAUCUGACGCUCCGGUCAAGGGGCCGGGAAUCAAGGACAUUCCGUACAAUAGCCUCAAGGGAAGCUUGUGA
Molecule: messenger RNA, 1935 nt
Organism: Hirsutella rhossiliensis
Lineage: Eukaryota; Fungi; Ascomycota; Sordariomycetes; Hypocreales; Ophiocordycipitaceae
Exons: 1
Coding region: 1-1935 (644 amino acids)
Source: RefSeq, a predicted model, not a curated record